ACUACUGUUUGAUAGAGAAAAGAGAUAAUGAAAGAGGUUACAUUAACUACACUACAAAAUCCAUUCAGUACACCUCGUUACUCUGCCAUACUCCAAACUAAAAGAAAAACAUAUCUUCCCACUUCAAUUCUCCUUCCAUUUCUCAAUAAUCAAUCUCUCCCGACUAAUUCUCAGCUUCUCCUCUACCACAGAAACCCUAAUUUCAAGUUUGUUGCAAGAGUGAUUUCCGGUAAGGGAGUGGAGACUGGUUUGUAUUCUUCAUCAAUGGAAGCUGGUGGUGAUGAUGAUGAUGAAGAGGAAGAGGAUUCUGAAUUACCAGUAGAGCUUAGUUAUACAAGAACAUUACCUCCAGCUUUGACAUUUGAACAUGGAAUUAAGAAGAUUAAAGUUGAAAUCGAUAAAUUGAAAUUGAACUCACCUACUUCUAGAAGCGGCAUUUUGCGGUUUCAGGUUGCAGUCCCACCAAGCACAAAGGCUUGCAAUUGGUUGUGCAAUCAACCUCAGACACCAGAAGUGUUUCCACAGUUUUAUCUUUCUAAGAUGGAUGUGGAUAAAGAAGGUGUUGACUUGCAUUUACCUAAUGGAUUGCUUGGAGUUUCCGGAGUCGGUGCUGCUGCUCAAUUUACGUGUAAAACAACUGAUGCCUCCAAAGAACGAAGUUCGAUAAAAAGGUACCUUUCAGUUGCUUCACCCUUGAUUAAAGCUUAUGGAUUCGUUGGCAUACAUUUCGACACAGAAUCAUAUAAAAUGAGGCGUGAGAAUGGUUCGUCUUAUUAUUUCAUCCCUCAGCUUGAGCUGGAUGAAUAUGGCAGUACUUCACUCUUAGCAGCAACACUGGCCUGGGAUUAUUCUUCACCUCGUUCCUUCAACGAAGCCAUGAGGUCUUUGGAGCUAUCUCUUGACCAGGUGGUCAGUGGUUUAUCAAUUUCAGAUGAGAACUGCCAGAACAAGUUUGUUAGCUCUGAUCUCACUCAGGCUAAUCUGGUGGAUGACAAAAUGGUACGUGUAAAUGUUAAUUCGCUAGUUGAAGAGGUUACUGCUGCUAACCGUUUGCAACUGGAAAGGGCUCAAAGUUCUUCUCAGUUUUAUUUCAGGCUCUCACCAACCAUCGAAUUUACUGGUAACAUGUUGGAUCGUCCUGGUGAAAGGAGUUACUCAUUGCAAAAGUCUGCCAACAUCAAUGCUGUGUGGGCAACACUUAUUAUUGAGGAAUGCUGUAGACUUGGUUUGACGUAUUUUUGCAUUGCUCCAGGAUCAAGAUCGUCUCCACUUGCAGUUGCUGCAUCUACUCACCCCCUCACAACUUGUAUUUCAUGCUAUGAUGAACGCUCACUUGCUUUUCAUGCUCUUGGCUAUGCAAAAGGGUCUACCAAACCAGCAGUAGUAAUAACGUCAUCAGGCACUGCAGUCUCCAAUCUUUUUCCAGCAGUUGUGGAGGCUAGUCAAAAUUUUGUGCCACUUUUAUUGCUCACAGCAGAUCGUCCUCCAGAGCUGCUGGAUGCUGGAGCAAACCAAGCCAUCAAUCAGGUCAACCAUUUCGGUUCAUUUGUGAGAUAUUUCUUCAACCUACCUCCUCCAACUGAUGAUAUUCCUGCACGAAUGGUUCUUACAACUCUUGACUCUGCUGUUCACUGGGCAACCCAUGCACCAUAUGGUCCUGUUCAUAUUAACUGUGCUUUCAGAGAGCCAUUAGAAAAUACUCCAAAACAAUGGAGGUUGAGCUGCUUGCAAGGAUUAGACCUUUGGAAAUCAAGUACUGAACCAUUCACUAAAUACAUAGAGAUGCAUCAUUCAUGUAUACAAAUGGAUGAGGUUGUAAACUUGAUUCAAUGCGCUAACAAAGGGCUGCUCAUAAUAGGGGCCCUUCAAACAGAGAAUGAGAUGUGGGAAGCUCUUCUCUUGGCUAAACACCUCUCCUGGCCUAUCGUAGCUGACAUCUUGUCGGGUCUACGAUUUAGAAAAGUUUUGACUUCAUUUCCUGAAAUUGAUGAAAAGCUACUUUUUAUAGAUCAUCUUGAUCAUGCUCUUCUCUCAGAUUCAGUCAGAAGCUGGGCACAUGCAGAUAUGAUAAUUCAGAUUGGUAGCAGGAUAACGAGCAAAUGCAUAAGUAAGAUGAUAGAGGUCUGUGCUCCAUGUCCAUACAUUGUGGUUGACAAGCAUCCUUUUCGUCACGAUCCUUCUCAUAUUGUAACUCAUAGGAUUCAAAGUUCGAUAAGUGCAUUUGCUGAUUGUUUACUGAAUGUUGACAUUCCAAGGAUGAUGACCAGCAAAUGGAGGGAUUGUCUGCAAGCUUUGAAUACAAUGGUUGCUCGGGAAAUUGAAUUCCAAAUACGUUCUGAAUGCUCACUGACUGAACCUCAUGUUGCACGCAUAAUUUCGGAAGCACUUCCAAGUGAUGCUGCAUUGUUUAUCGGGAACAGCAUGGUAGUUCGUGAUGCAGAGAUGUAUGGGUGUGGUUGGACGAAACCUGCAAUUGAUGUUGAAACUGUUAGGUCAGAUUGGGAGUUACCAUGCCUCGGGAUACAAGUGGCUGGGAAUAGGGGAGCAAGUGGUAUUGAUGGAUUACUUAGUACAGCUGUUGGUUUUGCAGCGGGAUGCAAUAAGCGAGUGUUUUGCGUUGUUGGGGACAUUUCUUUCCUUUAUGAUACAAAUGGAUUGGCAAUUUUGAAUCAUAAGUCAAGGAGAAAACCUAUGACGAUUGUUGUGACAAACAAUCAUGGCGGAGCAAUUUUCAGUCUUCUUCCGAUUGCAAAUGUAACUGAACCAAGUGUACUAAACCAGUUCUUCUACACCUCCCAUAACACGUCCAUUGGCAAGCUGUGUGAAGCUCAUAGCGUGAGGCAUUUACAAGUGCGAACAAAAAUGGAACUCCGAGAAGCUUUAAUGAUAGCAGAGCAGGAACAGACCGACUGCUUAAUAGAAGUUGAAAGCAACAUCGAAGACAAUGCUAAGUUUCACAGAACCUUGAGUGAAUAUGCUUGUCAAGUAGCAGAUCAUACCUUCCAUAACCUAUCAAGACUUUCAUCUUUGGAUCAUAUAUCGAGUGGGUUCUUCCUUUGUAGGAUCCACCAAAUGGAUUAUUCAUUGUAUAGGAUUCAACUCUCUGCUCCACCUACUUCUACUCCACUCAGCGAUAAGGCCUCUGUAUUUCAUAGAGAAGGGUUCCUUAUAUCUUUGUAUCUUGAUGAUGGAACUGCAGGUUUUGGUGAGAUUGCCCCUCUUGAGAUCCACAAGGAAAGUAUGUUAGAUGUGGAGGAGCAACUACGGUUUCUUCUACACACGAUCAAAGGAGUUAAGAUUAGUUAUCUCCUUCCUUUGCUCAACGGGUCAUUCUCUUCCUGGAUUUGGGAACAAUUUGGUAUUCCGCCAACCUCAAUAUCACCAAGUGUUAGAUGUGGUUUGGAGAUGGCAAUCCUCAAUGCAAUAGCAGCAAGAGAAGGUUGUAGUUUUUCAGACUUGCUGCUCAGUCAUGAAUCUGCAACUCCCAAGUCAAAAUUACUUGAAACAGAAACCACGGUUAAUAGGAUGCCAAGAAUACAUAUAUGUGCCCUUCUAGAUUCUAAUGGGACGCCUGAGGAGGUGGCUCAUAUUGCCGGGAAACUAGUUGAAGAAGGGUUUACCGCUAUAAAGCUGAAGGUUGCACGCAGAGGAAAUCCCUUGGAGGAUGGUGCUGUUAUCCAAGAAGUGAGGAAAAGGGUUGGGGACCAGAUCAAACUACGUGUAGAUGCUAACCGAAAAUGGACGUAUGAAGAAGCGUGUCAGUUUGCAGCUACUGUGAAGUUUUGUGACCUGCAGUAUAUUGAGGAACCUGUGCAACUGGAAGAUGAUAUUAUCAAAUUUUGUGAAGAAAGUAGUUUGCCUGUAGCGAUAGAUGAAUCUGUUGACAACAUCCAAGGAGAUCUUCUCACUGGGCUUGAAAAAUUCACACACAGAGGAAUAGUUGCUGUAGUUAUUAAACCAAGUGUCGUUGGUGGAUUUGAAUAUGCAGCAUUGAUUGCUAAGUGGGCUCAGCAGCAGAAUAAGAUGGCUGUUGUCAGUGCUGCAUUUGAGAGCAGCCUCAGUUUAUCUACAUAUGCUCAGUUUUCACAUUAUCUUGAAGUCCAAAAUAUGGAAAUAUGCAGAGUGAAGAAGAAUAAGGAACUACAUGAACCUAUAGCCCAUGGCCUUGGAACAUAUAAAUGGCUCAAGGAAGAUGUUACCAGUGAACCGCUAAAGAUUCUUGGUCGUCCUUAUAGUGACACAGUAGCUGCAUCACUGAAAGAUUCUGCAAUUGCACUCCAAAAGUUCAAAAUCGAUCCUAAAAUCGUUCAGCGUAGUUAUAGUAGGGAGCAAGUUAAAACAUAUGAACUAAAGGUGGAUCACGAGAAUUACAGUUGUUCUUUCAAAGUUCAUGAGACUGGAAUAGAAACAAAUAACAAUGUACUUGUCUUUCUGCAUGGAUUUCUAGGAACUAGUGGAGACUGGAUUUCCAUUAUGAAACCAUUUUCAUCAACUGCAAGAUGCAUUUCAAUCGACUUACCAGGCCACGGGGGAUCAAAGGUUCAUAAUCACGGCAACAAUAAGGCAAAUCAAGACUCACUCAUAUCAACUGAAGUAAUUUCAAAUCUAUUGUCCAAGCUAAUUCACAAGUUGACCAAUACUAGAGUGGUUAUUAUCGGAUAUUCAAUGGGAGCAAGGAUUGCAUUACAAAUGGCGCUGAGAUGCAAUAAUCAGAUCAAUGGAGCUGUUAUAAUAUCGGGAAGUCCUGGAAUAAAGGAUGAUGAAAGAAGGCGAAGCAGAAGGGCUCAGGAUGAUGCAAAGGCCCGAUUCCUCACAGAACAUGGUUUGCAGUUCUUCUUGGAAACCUGGUACACUGGGGCGUUGUGGAAGAGCUUAAGAGACCAUCCAAACUUUAAGCAAAUCAUAUCCAGCCGUAUGCAGCAUGAUGAUGUUCACUCUCUAGCAACAUCUCUAUCCGAUUUAAGCACUGGGAGGCAACCCUCCUUGUGGGAAGAGUUAAAGCACUGCAAGAAACCGCUGUUGUUUGUUGUUGGAGAAAAGGAUAAAAAGUUCAAGAAAAUUGCUCAAGAGAUGUGCCACGAAAUUAGCCUAAUUCCAGAUAACAACAGCAAAGAAACUCCACAAAUGGUCGAGGUUCCUGAUUGUGGUCAUGCUGUUCAUCUCGAGAAUCCCCUUCCUCUUAUCAGCGCGAUAAGCCAGUUUUGGAGAAAACUGGAUUAGCUGAAACUGAUCUCUUCUAAUGGAAAUGCUGCUUUCUGUAAACGCAGGAUUUCCAGGUAAACAAUAAUUCUGCACAUACACUUGAGGACCCAAAAGGUAAGCUCGACCAGAUCAAAGUGCAUCAUAGUACACCGAUUUAUUACAAGCUCAGGAGGUUUAUACCUCGAGUCUCACUUUGAGAAUAAGCAGUUCUGUUAAGCUUCCAGGCUGCCUACCUGCUGUUUGUUAUGCUCAUCUUUUAUGUAAUAAAUUCUUGAAAAUGAUCAAUAAAAUAAAUGGAAGAGUUUCAAAUCA
Messenger RNA from Papaver somniferum (opium poppy), 5514 nucleotides. RefSeq names its product protein PHYLLO, chloroplastic-like. The transcript has 28 exons. The coding region runs from base 28 to 5220 and encodes 1730 amino acids. Lineage: Eukaryota; Viridiplantae; Streptophyta; Magnoliopsida; Ranunculales; Papaveraceae. The record is from RefSeq and is a predicted model, not a curated record. Gene Ontology annotation, molecular function: 2-succinyl-6-hydroxy-2,4-cyclohexadiene-1-carboxylate synthase activity; 2-succinyl-5-enolpyruvyl-6-hydroxy-3-cyclohexene-1-carboxylic-acid synthase activity; thiamine pyrophosphate binding. Gene Ontology annotation, biological process: menaquinone biosynthetic process; amino acid catabolic process.